Messenger RNA from Ambispora gerdemannii, 942 nucleotides. NCBI's taxonomy places the organism in Eukaryota, Fungi, Glomeromycota, Glomeromycetes, Archaeosporales, Ambisporaceae. The record is from the annotation of a GenBank genome assembly.
AUGAUUUUCAAACAUUGUUUGUUCGUCUUUACUUUAUUCUUAUUGAAUUCAAAAUAUGUUGCUUUAGCUGAUUGCCCAACAUAUUUUAAAGUAGCUCAAUGUACUCCUUGCCAAACAACUCGCUAUCAACUCACCAUUCCUUCGGUCCCUGGUAACCUCACUUCCGCGACGACUUGUGAUCAACCUGGUCGAUUUAAAGGAUUUGCUGAUGCUAAAUAUGCAAAAACGCCUAAUGCAAAGUACUCAGCAAUUAAUACAGAAUUUUGUAACUUGGAUAAUCCUUGUCCAUCGAAUGUCUCGAUUAAAGGAUAUCAACAGAUUCAAAAAGAUUGUACCAAAGAGAUUGCGAGUCAAGAUAAUUCUGUUUUUGGUUUAUUUUACAGCUAUUAUUAUGCUGUUCCUGAUUAUCAAAAUCUUUGUCUAAAGAGCUCAAGUAAUUCUGGUUCUUAUGUAUGGCGUGACAUCGAUGACCUUGAAAUUGAAUAUAUCAGAAGGAAGCGUGAUCCCUCAAAUAGAACAAUUAUUGGGGAUAUUUACAAUCUUUUCCCACCUACACUAAAAAUCUAUUUCAGGUAUAAAGAUUCGAAUAGCACCUUAAACGAUGAUGUUCCGGAUGAGAUUUUGUGUAGUGAGGAUUAUUUAAAAAUAACAGAUAUUUAUGAUCGAUAUAUUGCUGAAAAUAGACGUAGAAAUCAACAAACUGCUACUGAUAAUAAUAUACUGCAACCUCAAUCUCAACCACAAUCCAAUACAGUGUUAUAUCACAAUCUGCCCCAAACUGUGAAUCAACACACUGCUACAACACAAGUUCUGUUUGAUCACAAUUUGUCCCAAAUUGCGAAUCAACAUACUGCUACAACGCAAGUUCCGUCUAAUCACAACUAUGCUUACAAUGAUCCUAGUUAUGCUUCUAAUUUAGCUUUUAAACCCCUUUUGACAUAG